AGAAUUUUUUCCAGGUCCCGCUCCUCGUUAUUUUCUUUUUUAUUUCCUCCCCUCGUGGCUUUCAACUCACGGCUCGUGGGUGAAAUAAUUUCCCGAGGGGCUGUUUUUCAAUUCGUGAAUGGAGUGAUGUACGCGAAAGUGAUAGCUGGUGUUGUGCUCGGGGCGGCAGCGAAAUGUGUGCAGGCAAAUUUUGCGGACCCGCACAAGGGUCACAUUCAUGCCAAGAUCCUCCACGUGGAUCCUCUGUUUAAUGGGAAGAAUUAUACGGAGUUGACGGCGGAUGAGAUCGAGAAGCUGAGCCCUGAAGACAAAUGGAGGUACGAUCAUGUGAAAAUGCAUGAUGUUCACAAGGGCCAUGAAGCCAUGCAUGCCAGCAUGGUGCUGGUAUUGUUCAUGACGCUGAUUGUUUGUCAAGUCGGGCUCAUCCAGUGGAGACAACGACAUUAUCGGUCUUAUCAGGCCGUGACGUUGUUGGGUAUGUGGCUAAUACCGUUAGUGCUGUCUGUGAAGAACCUCUGGUGGCGAUUCAUCGCAAUUUGGGUCGUGUUCUCCAUUCUGACCGGAUUGGUCAUGCGGAAAGCGAUGCAGAAACCGCUGUCUGGUACUACUCCCAGGAUGGUCUACAAGUGGUUUUUGGCGAUUCAUAAAGUGACGUGUGCCAUUGGCGUCUACCCGAUGCAGCUGCUUGUAGGCGUGAAUGAAGACGCUGCAUUGGAGAGGACAUAUCGUUUAUCUUGCAAUCAUGAAUUCCAUGAGUUCUGUAUUCGCGGGUGGUGUAUAGUGGGCAAGAAGCAAAUUUGCCCGUAUUGCAAAGAGAAGGUGGAUCUCAAGAGGAUGUUUUGCAAUUUUUGGGAGAAGCCGCACAUGUUUUUCGGGCAACUUCUAGACUGGGUUCGUUGGCUGGUCGCCUGGCAGCCGCUGAUCUUGACUCUAGUCCACGCAAUCAACUGGGCACUUGGACUGGAGUGAACCUUUUUACCCGCCGUUCAUUUACACAUUCCCUUUCCUUUUCAUGUUUUACCGCCUGAAAUGUGAAACUGUGCCUCUAACGCUGAGAAAAAAUUUCGGCGUUUUUGACUGGUGAAACGGUUUUUUUUUCGUUUUUUUUGAAUAAGUUAGUUGACGCUCAGGAAGUUACCCACUUACUCCAGUCAACUGGCUCUUCGAUUGAUACUCUAGGGGGGUUUUUUUGGGUUGACGAAGCGAGUAUUGGCUAAAUACGAACUGGGAGGAAUUUUAUGCGGAAAAUUAGGUUUUUUAAAAGUCAACCGUGAGAUUUUUCUGGGGACUAAUCGUCCUUCCCGGUAAGGAGCAAUUUUGUUUUAUCACAGAGCAAUAGGAUUCAUUUCCGUGACCAAACCGGUAUUGGCUAAACUCAGUCCUGGAAGAAUUUUGCGGAAUGGAAAGAGGUUAUUUCCGUGAUUUCUGAAAAUAAAAAAGCCAGUUUGUUUUAUCACAGAGCGCUCCGCAAAACGAGUGAUGGAUUAAAAAAAAAUACUGGGAUACAUUUUUUUUUUGAACCCAGUGAUUUCGUGCGAUUUGCUGCUUUUUUUUCGCUAAAAAUGCGAAAUUAUUAAUGUACUUUCCCAGCUGGUAUAUCGUGAUGUUUGAGGGCAGUCGUUUCAAGUUUUUGCGUUUUUUUGGAGCUUUGCUGGAGUCAGCUUUGUGAUCAAUGCUUGCUCGGAUUGAAAUUUCAGCUAGUGAGAGGCGUAUACAGUAUACAUAUAUUUCAGAAAAAUCUCGGUUCCAUUUUGAUUUUGGUUUUAUUCUGUGUGGACCUCAGUUUAUUUUAUUUUUUUUUGUAAAACCGAGGAAGUGGUGUAUUACCGUGGUGUUCAAGGAUAUUAUUCGAGUUCGGAACAAGUUUUUCCUUCACGAUGUUGCAUCUUGGGGAAGUUGGCGUCUGUUCACUGUUGAAAACAUGUGAAGGGUUUCUUGAGAGUGGAUGAAUAUGAAUGUUCUGAUGCUACAUUCGCGAGAACAUUUCCAAAGAAAAGGGACGCCAAUUUUUUUUUUCUGCGGCAAUGUAUAUUUUUUUGAGCCUCUGCCAGUUGAAUUCUGGACGGGAAUCUUGAAAAAAGUAAAAAAAAAAAUUGCACUGCUCGUUGCUGCUUGAUCCGUU
Molecule: messenger RNA, 2122 nt
Organism: Notodromas monacha
Lineage: Eukaryota; Metazoa; Arthropoda; Ostracoda; Podocopida; Cyprididae
Source: the annotation of a GenBank genome assembly